AUGAAGAUAGUAAUUCUUCUAUCAUUAUUGUCACUUGUGGUUGCCAAUGACCACUUUUAUUACAAUUUGAUACCCUUGGAAAUAACAGCUUUAGCAAAGAACCCUAAGCAGAUAUUCGAAUUCAUUGACUGCUUGCUUGAUAAGGGUCCUUGCAAUGAUGUCUUUGAAGGCUAUAGAGCCGUCGCUUUGGAAGCUGUCCAGCAGGCUUGUAAGAGAUGCACCGCUGAUCAAAAAAGAUUUGGUAACAUCUUUUUAGCGAUUCUGAGAAAGUUGCUGCCUGAUGAAUACCACAGUUUUAGAUAUAAAUACGACCCCAAAAACAAACAUUUCGAUGCUCUGGAAGCAGAAUUGAGCAAAUAUAAAUAUCUGCCAUGUCUAUAA
Danaus chrysippus (African queen) is the source of this 381-nucleotide messenger RNA. The record is from the annotation of a GenBank genome assembly. NCBI's taxonomy places the organism in Eukaryota, Metazoa, Arthropoda, Insecta, Lepidoptera, Nymphalidae.